Microthlaspi erraticum is the source of this 453-nucleotide messenger RNA. NCBI's taxonomy places the organism in Eukaryota, Viridiplantae, Streptophyta, Magnoliopsida, Brassicales, Brassicaceae. The record is from the annotation of a GenBank genome assembly.
AUGCGAAGUUUUAUCUCGACUUUCUUCGACUUCGUCCUCCAGACCUCAGACCUUUCGGGCUCACCCCAAAGUCUGAAGGCAUUCCCAUCGGUUCGGACGCGACGGCUUCGCGUCGGCUUACUCCUCAUGGAUGAUCAGUCCGUAUGUUUUUCUCGGAUUCGCGCUUUGGCGAGACCGGUUUUAUCGGGAUCGUGUGAUGACGAGAUCCGAUUGUUUUCUCGGGCUCGUGUGAUGACGAGACCGCUCGAUCGUGUGAUGACGAGAUCGGUGUUGUCGAGAGGUUUGGCCAGAACGUCGACGUGUACCUUUGGAGGCUGCCUACGUACCCAUGCCGGGAUCAAGCCAUUCGUAGUUCGUUUUCUCGGUCUCGUGCUUGAGACCGGUUUGAUGCCGAGAUGUUUAUCGGACUUGCCGUUUCGGCGGCGGAGGCAGAUCAUCUUGGUGAGGGAGUGA